CAGUGUAAGAUUACUAAAGAUAAUAAAGAAAUACGUCCUCGGUGUAUCCCAACUCUACAUUACUAGAUUUGUGGUGAUAUUAAACAGCUAGGUAGUUGAGGGUGUGUUAACUGACAAUGAGAAAAACAUGACAUUUAUAUUACUUUGCAAGCUGACCCCAAAUAAACUUUUAAUAUUUUGUUAUUUUCUAGUCAAUCGUGAAAAUCUAAGGCGAGAAAAGGAAUUUGCUAUCGAUUAAACUUAAUCUGAAAUCAUAGAUGAAUAUUUUUAAAAAUUAAUAUUUCUCGAUUUUAGGGAAAUUCACAGUCUGGGUCACAAGGUGAGAGAUAGACUAUGAAUCCAGAUGUAUCUAACAGUAUUGUUCAGCUAUGAUACAUAUGCUUUUCCUUUGGUUGGACAUGUGGUCUUUUACAGUGAUGCUUGUCCAAAUACAAUAAAAGCAAUCUAAUGCAGUGCAAUGAGGAAUUGCACAUACUUUACUAUAUAUCGGUGAGACUAAACAAUCCUCUAACAGGCGCAUGGCCCAGCACAGGGGGAGCAAUUCCUCAGGUCAAGGGUUUGCCUGAGGGAUGAGGAACACUCCUUUGAGGACAACAACAUACAUAUUUUGGAUAAUGAGUACAGAUGGUUUAAAAGAGGGGUGAAGGACGUCGUCUACAUUAAAGUAGAGAAACCAUCUCUCAGCAGAGAACGAUACCUAUGAUACCUCAUAUCCCCCACCUACGACGUUUUCCUUUCAUCUCUUGCCUGUGUGAGAAACAUUAUCAUCAAUGGACUUGAUAACGACCCCACAGACGUCAAACACCUGGGAGCCUCCCCCAGUCAGUCAGAACUGAAGAGGCCUCUUGAAUGAGAGGUGACUGCGGGUACAACGAAGACCAUCUGGUUGACCUGGAUGACUGAGAGUCUUAACAGAAUACUUUAUUCACACAUUUUUUGUCUCCAUGAAUCAGCUCCUGAGUAAAUCCCUUAAAAUCUAGUAGUUUUGAAUCUAUGGCAUUUAAAUUAUUACCGGUAACUAAUACAGAUUUAAUGUAGAUAUGAAUGAUAUGUAGAGGAGGUUUGAGUUUACAGUGAAAAAUCCUCUUAUUUUUAGAUUUGUUGCAUUCCUGUACAAAGUACAAACAGUGGAAUAAGUUGUAAUUAUGGACACCAUAAUUUAAAAAAAAAAAAAAAAAAUGAAAGGAGACAGGAAUAGAGUUUAUCCAGCAGGGCCAGUAGAGUGUAGCCUCACAUGACUUUUCUGGUACAGUACAUGAAAGAGCUCAGUCAGCAGAGCAAGACAAGUACUUCCUCAUAAACCACAUCCUUCCUUGUCAGUCAGCAAACAAAAAACUAAAACGUGUCUUCAUCUCUCUCCUCCUCCUCUCUCUCUCUUUCUCUCUCUCCCUUCUUCUGCCUGUGUCUAAUACCUGCAUUGGGACAUUAAUACAUGUAGGCCCUCUCACACAUGCACGUGCAAAUACUCUGGGUUGCUGCUGGGUUUCACACAGUAUUUCAGACCAGCAGUGAGGACUGACUUGGUAGCCCUAACUCUGCAGGUAGACUUUGAGUUUCUAUAAUAAGCUGGUGUGAUGCCACGUAAAAAAAAUACUCUGUGUUUAUUACCUGUUUACUGCAUCACAAUAACGCAAACAUGUUCCGGGCAAAGACUUCUCUGAAGUGCUAAUCAAACAUACUAAUCCUUACGGUCAAGCAACAUUAAUAGUGAAACCUCAAGAUAAGCAUGACCAGGUUUGCUCUAAGUCAGUUCAGAGUGAUUUUGUUGCUCAGUCAUCUCUCGUCCAGUCAUCGCGGUACUCUGUUUGAGUGUUGCUGCUCCCAGAGAGCCUCAGAGGCAGUCCCUUUAAGAGGUAGCUUCCUCAACCAUAGGGCUCAUUUCAUAGUUGACAGGAGGUCACGUGUUGUGGCCUACUUUCUGUGAAAACGGAGCUCAAGCAGAGUGUAACACAGUGGUGAGAGGAGCAUAACAUGACAGUGGAGCAGAGGCACAUUAACCUCUCAUCCCUAUUAUUCAGUUUAUGACAUGAAUGUUUAAGAAGUCCAUAUGGUUAAGACUUAAAAACAAAGACACUGGCAGUCAGUUUUUUUAGGAAGUAGUCACAAGAUUUACUGCUUUUGUGUUUGGGGAAGACCUGUGCACUAAUGCAAAUUAGUUGGUUGUUGCUAAUUAACUCAAAAAGUUCUCACAACUACAAAGUUUACACUGUAAUAAAAGGAAUUUCUCAGAAACUCAUCAUUCUGUUUGUCACUUAGAUCCUCUCUGGACAAUUCAGUUUGUUGUAAUUCUAAUUAAAGUGACCCUAAACAAUUACAAAAGAUGUGAGGAAAUACCAAUAUGUCAUAUAAAGUUAGUGACUCUAGUGACUUAUAUCUUGACAUUUGUAUUUUCAUACUCAUAAAAAGAUGACUAAUGUCACUUUUUAAUAAAGAACUUUGGUCUUAUCUGAGUAGCUCUUCAACAUAAUGUCAGUUCUUGGAAUAAUAUUUAUCUCCCCAACAACUCUAUGUAAGAGCAACAGGAUGUUUUGGAGUUAAAUGAGUGAUAUGUGAUAUUUUACUAAAAUGACUUCGUCACCCGACUAUCAAGAAGGAGAGAGAGAGAGAGGGACAGAUGUGAGAAAGAGAGAGAGAGAGAGAGAGAGAGAGAGAGUUAGAUCGUUUGGAGCCAAAAGGUUGAUUUUUGAAUGAAACGAGAGAGAUAGUGCCUGCAUGUGGAAAAAAGUGGAGGCUGGAGGAUGGCAUGUUUUCAUGCACCGAGCCAAGGGGUCUCAGUGAAGACAGAGACAGGAUGAGAGAGCAGGCACGAGCUUUCAAAGGCAACAUGUUACUCUCACAAUGAGUCAUCGCUUACAUUUUGUGAAUAAUCCUUGACACACUUCAGGUCCCCUGUUCAGUCUCACACUCAGAGGGUCCCAGGUUACAUCUCCUCACCUUCUCCUUCACUAUGCGCCCACUUUGUUAUAUUGCCUUUACUCUCCUGUGCAGUCUCUCUUUCCUCUCCUCCGAGCCUUCCAUACAAUGCAAUAAGACACAAUAUGCCUGGCCAUUGGAUGCGCCCAAGUUUUGCUGUGACAAGUGUCCGCCAGGUAAAAGCAUGGAAACACGUCCACUUGACUCGUGUAAGAUUAAGUGUGAGCCUUGCGAGGGGGACCGAUAUAUUAACUUUCACAACGUGGAGCUGAACUGCAAGAUUUGCACAAAUUGCAAUAAAACAAAUAUGGAGUAUAAGUCACCCUGUAAUGCCACUCAUGACGCUGUGUGCAGAUGUAAACCUGGCUAUGGAUGCACAGACCAGUCCUGCACACAGUGCGUGCCGAUACCAGACACCACUCCUCCAUCCACUCCAACCUCCACAACACCACAGGCACCCACAGAGCCAAUCAAAGAUACGAUGUGGUUCCUGGUGAUCAUUGCCCUCCUGUGUGCAGUUUGUGCACUUGUUGUUGUAACAAAAAUCAAGCCCUUUCUGCACUGGAUCAGGUCCAAGCUUGCCGAAAAACCAGCACUAACUCCUUCAUACUCUGGGGACGAUGAUGUAUCCAAGCCUGUCCAGGAAGUGUGUGGGAAAUGUGACCAACUUAUUGACAUAUGAGUUAAACACCAGACGGGUGUUGAACUUGGCCUGAACAUGGAUUAGCAAGAAUUUUGACUGGGGGACACACAGAUCCAAUGCAAAACAUCUUUUGUUGCUUUGGACAUUUCACGACUUGUGGGACCAAACAUUGCUCCAGUCUGUGCUGGCGAAUGGAACCGCAGAGGAUGUACUUUAUGUAUGAAGAGUGAUACAGUUUCCAGAGAGGAAACAUGACUGUUUGACAUCUGUGACGUUAAGGUGAUAAAAGUGUAUAAAACAUAGAGAUAAAGAAUGAGGAAGAAAGCACAGAGAAAAUACAGAGUGGGAUACUAUGACGUCCAUGGGUUAGAAAUUGUGCACUGUGUUGCUAAAAGGUGGUAUGUACUGUAGUACACAUAGUAGUCAAAGAUACUUCACAUCUUUACAUUUAUAUGUGUAUAUAUAUAAAUAGACUUUUUGCAGCAGUUUAAAAUGUUUUGUAAUAACUUCCAUGCAUUUCUACUUAGUUUUCUUUAUUCAAAUUAAAAUUUUUAUUGUAAUUAA
This is a messenger RNA of Lates calcarifer (barramundi perch), 4120 nucleotides long. RefSeq names its product CD27 molecule (gene cd27). The transcript is spliced from 7 exons. NCBI's taxonomy places the organism in Eukaryota, Metazoa, Chordata, Actinopteri, Centropomidae. Bases 2948 to 3595 code for a protein of 215 amino acids. Gene Ontology annotation, cellular component: external side of plasma membrane; CD95 death-inducing signaling complex; membrane raft. Gene Ontology annotation, biological process: necroptotic signaling pathway; motor neuron apoptotic process; activation-induced cell death of T cells. The record is from RefSeq and is a predicted model, not a curated record. Gene Ontology annotation, molecular function: protein binding; tumor necrosis factor receptor activity.